Molecule: messenger RNA, 1315 nt
Organism: Lipotes vexillifer (Yangtze River dolphin)
Lineage: Eukaryota; Metazoa; Chordata; Mammalia; Artiodactyla; Lipotidae
Gene: CUNH3orf70
Product: chromosome unknown C3orf70 homolog
Exons: 2
Coding region: 211-963 (250 amino acids)
Biological process (GO): nervous system development
Source: RefSeq, a predicted model, not a curated record
CGGCAGGCCCAGACCCCGGUCGCACCCGGGGCGGCUCCUGUGCUAACCUGGGGCUGCUGCGCUCCCGCCGCCGCCACCGCCACCUCCAAGCGCUCGCCUGACUCCCAGCUCGCGCCCCGCCCUCCCGCGUCCUCAGCCGGCUCGGCUUCCUGCCCGCCCAGACGCCGCUCCUCCCGAGCUCCGGAUCUCGGCUCCGCGGAGGGAGAGGAAAUGAGUGCGGCCGCGGCGCCGGCGCCCGAGCGCGGUUGGAAGAGCGAGAAAGUGGACGAGGCUCAGGCCCUGGCGCGGAGUUGCGCCGCCCGCAGACCCGACUUCCAGCCGUGCGACGGGCUCUCAAUCUGUGCCACGCACAGCCACGGCAAGUGCUUCAAGCUGCACUGGUGCUGUCACCUCGGAUGGUGUCACUGCAAAUACGUGUAUCAGCCGAUGACCCCUGUGGAACAGCUUCCGAGCACUGAGAUUCCCGCAAGGCCUCGGGAACCCACAAACACCAUUCAGAUCUCAGUCUCCCUCACUGAACACUUUUUGAAAUUCGCAUCUGUCUUCCAGCCUCCCCUCCCCCCUGAUUCACCAAGGUACUGUAUGAUCUCAGACCUCUUUAUUGACAACUAUCAGGUUAAAUGUAUUAAUGGGAAGAUGUGUUAUGUGCAGAAGCAGCCGGUGCCACAUUCCCACAAAAUUAGCCCCGAGGAGGUCUCUGCACACGAUGCCUUAAUAUCAAAAGAGAGCAAUAUGCCAAAAACAGACCACUGCUCUUCUCCCUCAAGUUCUGAGGACUCUGGAAUCAAUGCAGUCGGGGCUCACUAUGUGGAGUCGUGCGAUGAGGACACAGAAGAAGGAGCAGAACUGAGUUCAGAGGAAGAUUACAGUCCAGAGAGCAGCUGGGAGCCAGACGAGUGCACCCUUCUCUCCCCUUCGCAGUCUGAUCUGGAAGUGAUCGAAACAAUAGAAACCACCGUGUGAGCGUCCAGGCAGGAAGCCACGUCCUCUGAUCCAUGCUGAGCUUUUGAACUUCUGUCUGAUGGAUCUUUUUUCCAGUGCAGUCGAUGUUUUCUACCCCUAACAACCAUAUACCAGUUCAGUGGGCUGCUGAUUUAGCUUCACUUUUAAAUUAGUCUUAUAAUUAAGACAUUUUUUUCUUAUAAAUGGUUUUCUUUUGUAUCUUGACUUCCUUUUUAUGUAGCAUCUGGUGUCAUGAAUUGUGACCCAGCCUUAAUUUCACUGGGAACUUUGAAAGCAGUGAUGUGAUGAAGUGAUGAUCACAGAGCAUCACGGAUCAGGUUGAGGAGCUGCCCGGAGUGAAGGAGACACUAUU